UGACAUUCAUGUCUACUCGAUUUCGAAAGUUAAAAUAGUAUACUAAGUAACCUCUCUUUAUUUUUGAAGUUUUGAAUGAAAAAAAAAUGAAAUUUAAUUAACAGAUUAUAUAAAUUUAUAUAAUAGAUUUUUGCCGUAAUAUUAAUUAAAAAAAAUUAAAAUAAAAUUAUAAAUUAUGAAUGUAUAUUAUAUAAAAUAUAUUCAUAUAAUAAUUAAAAAUUUUUAACAUAAAUUUAAAUAUAAAUUUUAUUAUAACUAUAAAUAAAAGAUUGUAAUUAUGAGUGAAGAAUCUGAUUCUGUUGUGAUAGUUAAAGCAAAACCAGUUCGUAAGAUAUUCAAAGCUCCAAUAAAAAUAAAUAAAAUUCCUGAAGAAAUUUUAAAUGACCCAUUAUUAAAUGCAGCAAUUGUUGCAUUACCUUCUAAUUAUAAUUUUGAAAUACAUAAAUCAAUAUGGAGAAUUAAAGAAUUGAAAGUGAAAAAAGUUGCAUUACAAAUGCCUGAAGGACUUUUAAUGUAUGCUACAACUAUAGCUGAUAUUAUAGAAAAUUUUACAGGUGCAGAAACUAUUAUAAUGGGAGAUGUUACUUAUGGAGCAUGUUGUAUAGAUGAUUAUACCGCAAAAGCAUUAGAUGCAGAUUUUUUAAUUCAUUAUGGACAUUCUUGUUUAAUACCAAUUGAUCAAACUGUUGGUAUAAAAGUACUUUAUGUAUUUGUUAAUAUCAAAAUUGAUACUUCACAUUGUAUUGAAUGCUUACAAGCUACAUUACCAGUUACAACGAAAAUUGGACUUGUAAGUACUAUACAAUUUGUUAGUGCAUUACAAAUAAUUGCAAUGGAAAUGAGAAAGAAUGGUUAUGAAGUAUCUACUCCACAAAGUAAACCAUUAAGUCCUGGCGAGAUUUUAGGUUGUACAGCACCACAAAUUAGAUGUGCUGAUGUAGUUAUUUAUAUAGGAGAUGGCAGAUUUCAUUUAGAAGCAGCAAUGAUUGCUAAUCCAAAAUUACGAGCAUUUCGAUAUGAUCCUUAUGAAAAAUUGACAGAAGAAUUUUAUAAUCAUGAACAAAUGCUAAAAAAUAGAUUAACAGCAAUUGAAUAUGCAAAAAAUACUAGAAGAUUUGGAUUGAUACUUGGUACUUUAGGAAGACAGGGAAAUCUUAAUGUUUUGAAAAAUUUAGAAAAUAAAAUUAAUUUAUUAGGAAAAGAAAAUGUUAUUAUAUUGCUUUCAGAAAUAUUUCCAGAUAAAAUUAAAUUAUUUAAGAACAUUGAUGCUUUCAUACAGAUUGCAUGCCCACGAUUAAGUAUAGAUUGGGGAACAACUUUUGAAAAACCAUUUCUUACACCAUAUGAAGGAGCAGUUGCUUUAAAAAUGAUAAACUUUAACAAUGAUAAACCAUAUCCUAUGGAUUUUUAUGCUUCAACUAGUCUUGGACCAUGGACUCCUAAUUAUAAAGAAUCUGAAUUAGAAAAACAAACUGAUACUUGUUGUGGUAAAUGUAAAGAUAAAGCAUAAAUAAAAAUCAAUUAAUAUUUAGUUUAAUGAUAUUAAAAAA
This is a messenger RNA of Apis florea (little honeybee), 1550 nucleotides long. RefSeq names its product diphthamide biosynthesis 1 (gene Dph1). The record is from RefSeq and is a predicted model, not a curated record. Gene Ontology annotation, molecular function: 2-(3-amino-3-carboxypropyl)histidine synthase activity. Gene Ontology annotation, biological process: protein histidyl modification to diphthamide. Lineage: Eukaryota; Metazoa; Arthropoda; Insecta; Hymenoptera; Apidae.